AGGCCCGUGGGGACCCUCCCGCCGAACCGGCCCCGCCCGGCCCAGGAAUGGUUUCUAACUGGACCAAAAUUCCACCACCACUUUUCAAAAAAGUUGUCAUUGUGCUGAUAGAUGCUUUGAGAGAUGACUUCGUGUUUGGAUCCAAAGGUAAACAGUUUAUGCCGUAUACUACACAAGUUGUUGAAAAAGGGACAUCCUACAGUUUCAUUGCUGAAGCAAAACCACCCACUGUGACUAUGCCUCGAAUUAAGGCUUUGAUGACGGGUAGCAUACCUGGUUUCAUUGAUGUUAUCGUGAACCUCAAUUCUCCAGCUCUGUUGGAUGACAAUCUAAUAUGGCAGGCAAAAACAGCUGGGAAAAGAAUAAUCUUUUAUGGUGAUGAUACUUGGGUUAAAUUGUUUCCAAAGCAUUUUGUGGAAUAUGAUGGAACAACAUCGUUUUUUGUGUCAGACUUUACAGAGGUUGAUGAUAAUGUUACCAGGCAUUUGGAUAAGGUGUUAAAGAGAGAAGACUGGGAUCUCCUAAUACUACAUUAUCUGGGAUUGGACCAUAUUGGACAUAUGACUGGGCCAAACAGCCCAUUAGUGGGACCAAAACUUCGUGAAAUGGAUAACAUCCUGAAGAAGAUUCAUAUUUCUCUUCUUUCAAAGGAAGAAGCUUCUCUGCCCAAUUUGCUAGUUGUUUGUGGGGAUCAUGGGAUGUCUGAAACAGGUAGUCAUGGUGGUUCUUCAGAAGGAGAAGUGCACACACCACUGCUGUUUAUCAGCUCUGCUUUUGAAAAGAGAAGUGGUCCUGUAACCCAACCUGAACUUGUCCAACAAACUGAUUUAGCUAGCACACUGGCAGUAGGUCUUGGUCUACCAAUUUCAAGAAACAGUGUUGGGAACCUUAUAUUGCCAGUUGUGGGAGGCAAGACAAUGAGAGAACAACUACGUUUUGUGCACUUGAAUGGGUUCCAGCUUAGCAGACUGCUGCAAGAGAAUACACCUGCGUAUGAAAAAGAUCCUGGAUAUGAACAUUUUAAGAUAGCAGAAAAGUCCCAUGGUAAUUGGAUCAAACUGUAUUUAGAGGGGAAUAAUUCAGAAAUACUCUUAAAUCUUGGCAAAAAGGUGCUGAAGCAAUAUUUGGAGGCCCUGAAGACUCUGAGUUCUUCACUAAGCAAACAAGUGGCACAAUAUGAUGUGUAUUCGAUGAUGGUGGGGACUGUGAUCAUUAUGGAGGAAUAAAGAUAAGAUAUCCCACGUCUGGAAUUUUAAGUGGUUCUCUGCAAUUGAUAUUUUG
Molecule: messenger RNA, 1281 nt
Organism: Gymnogyps californianus (California condor)
Lineage: Eukaryota; Metazoa; Chordata; Aves; Accipitriformes; Cathartidae
Gene: PIGG
Product: phosphatidylinositol glycan anchor biosynthesis class G
Exons: 8
Coding region: 48-1226 (392 amino acids)
Biological process (GO): GPI anchor biosynthetic process
Cellular component (GO): endoplasmic reticulum membrane
Source: RefSeq, a predicted model, not a curated record